AUUGCCGAUUAUUGCUUUGAUGUGAACAGAUUUGCUUUCCAUUAAGUUUUGAUUAUUUUUUCUUAUGUGUUUUUGUAAAACUUUUGAAACAUGAAGUUUUUUAUAAUAAUUACUAUUUUAAUUUAUGGAUUUUCUCCAGGAUCAUCUUAUAUAAUUCCAAAAUUAUUAUCAAAUGUUUCCUUCGAUGUACAAGAACAAGCUGUAGAACAGCUAAUGUUACGAGCUAUUGGUCCUGACGCGAAUCACUUCAAAGUUUUCGUAGAUAAAGAAAUACCUUUUAGAACUUUCAAAAUAGUAAAACGUGGCAGUAGGAUUGUGAUACAUGGAUGGGAUGGAGUUUCACUGGCAAAGGGCUUUCAUUACUAUUUAAAAUACUAUCUCAAGAAAGAUAUCACCUGGGAAAACGAACGAGUGAAAUUGCCACCAACAAGUAGCUGGCCAUACAUUAAUCUUACGUCUACUUCAGAGAGUUCAUUUAUUUAUUAUCAAAAUGUCUGCACCUGGAGUUAUAGUUUUGCUUGGUGGUCUUGGUCUAUAUGGCUACGACACAUUGACUGGAUGGCUUUGAUGGGUAUAAGUAUUACAAUAGCACCGGUACAAGAGAAAAUUUGGCAAGAAGUAUAUGCAGAUUUAGGAUUAUCAGAUCUGGACAUCCAGAAGCAUUUUGCAGGACCAGCAUUUCAAGCCUGGCAGCGAAUGGGCAACAUACGUGGUUGGGGUGGUCCAUUAUCAUCAACAUAUCAAAACAUGCAGUUGUUAUUGCAGCAAAAAAUACUGACGGCACAACGUAAUUUAGGCAUGAUUGUAGCCCUGCCUGCCUUUGCCGGACAUGUACCUACACGUCUCUCUGUUCUUUAUCCAGAGUCAAAUUUUUCUGCGACAGAACAGUGGAAUAAAUUUCCAAGAACAUAUUGCUGCGGUCUCUUCUUAGAUCCGCAUGAUCGCUUAUUUGCAAAAAUUUCUAAAAUGUUUCUUAACCGAAUUAUUGACACUUACGGCACAAACAACAUUUAUUUUGCUGAUCCGUUCAAUGAAGUGCAGCCACGUUUAGCCGAUGUUAAUUACAUGAACUCGACAGCUUAUCAUAUUUACGACUCCAUGCGAGCUGUUGAUCCAAAUGCCCAUUGGCUUUUGCAAGGCUGGAUGUUUGUGAAGAAUAUAUUUUGGAAAGAUGAAUUGAUAAAGGCGUUCUUGACUGCUGUCCCACUCGGCCGUUUAAUAGUAUUGGACUUACAGAGUGAACAGUUUCCGCAGUACGAACGUACAUAUUCGUUUCAUGGUCAACCAUUUAUUUGGUGUAUGCUACAUAAUUUCGGAGGCACACUUGGGAUGCAUGGUUCUGCGGAAAUAAUAAAUACAAAUAUACGCAAGGCGCGUGAAAUGAGUAACAGCUCCAUGAUUGGCGUCGGCAUUACACCAGAAGGCAUUCAUCAAAACUAUGUUAUGUAUGCAUUAACUUUGGAGCGUGCUUGGCUACAUGACGAUUUUGAUUUGGUUAAGUGGUUCAAUGAUUACGCCAACGUGCGUUAUGGUGUGAGCGAUGAAAACUUACAAAAGGUAUGGCAAUUACUUCGCAAAUCAGUGUACUCAUUUCAUGGUUUGCAGCAAUUACGUGGUAAGUAUGUUAUAACCAGGCGUCCAUCUUUUAAUUUAAGCCCUUGGUCUUGGUAUAAUGCUACAGACAUAGAACAGGCUUUUAAAUUAUUAUUGAAUGCCAAAUCAAUCAUUUCCGAUGAUCACUAUGCAAGCUAUGAGUAUGAUCUUGUCGACCUAACCCGUCAGUUUUUGCAGAACACUGCUGAUCGUAUGUACGUUAAUUUAGUAUCUGCGUACAAUAAAAAACAGCGAGAACGUUACAGUUAUAUAGCUCAAAAAAUGUUACUAUUAUUUGAUGACUUGGAGGAAAUGUUAGCUACGCAUACUAGUUUUUUAAUUGGACCAUGGAUUGAGGGAGCUAAAUCUUUAGCAGGGAAUCCCACCGAAUUAAGUUUGUACGAAAUUAAUGCCCGCAAUCAGAUUACCGCAUGGGGACCUAAAGGACAAAUUUUAGAUUAUGCUACUAAACAAUGGUCUGGCAUAGUAUAUGACUAUUAUAAACCACGUUGGCUAUUAUUUUUAGAUAUGACAUACCGAUGUUUGCUGUAUAAUCAGCGAUUUAAUAAUACCGCAUUCAAGUAUACUGUCAGUAAUGAAAUUGAAAAUGCAUUCUCCGUGCAAACCAAAAAGUAUGCAACUGUCGGUACGGGUAAUAUUCACGAAACAGCUCAGAAGAUUUUCAAUAUUUGGUUUCCAUUAUUCAAAAAAAAUAAAUUUCUGCAUAUAAAAGUACGACUAAUAUAAGUUGACGAUAUAAAAUAUCGUUUUCAAAUAAAAGUGAAUAUAAGUGUAUGUAAGUAAAUAAAUAUAACAUUUUUUA
This is a messenger RNA of Teleopsis dalmanni, 2416 nucleotides long. RefSeq names its product alpha-N-acetylglucosaminidase (gene Naglu). The record is from RefSeq and is a predicted model, not a curated record. The transcript has 4 exons. Bases 91 to 2340 code for a protein of 749 amino acids. Lineage: Eukaryota; Metazoa; Arthropoda; Insecta; Diptera; Diopsidae.